Molecule: messenger RNA, 1695 nt
Organism: Pieris brassicae (large cabbage white)
Lineage: Eukaryota; Metazoa; Arthropoda; Insecta; Lepidoptera; Pieridae
Source: RefSeq, a predicted model, not a curated record
UACGCCAUGUUGGCGUUCAGCCAAUCAGAGCGCGAUUGGCUGAACGUCACGUUAGAGUAGUUGUCAAAUUGUUUAUUUAUAAUUCAAUAGAUAACUACGACUCUUGCUUAAUUUUACCACUAAAAACGCCGUUUUAGUUUUGUUUGCGACUUAAAUUUGUUUUGUGUAAAUCUAUUUGAUACACUCAGUCAUGGAACAAGGAUUUCUAAAGGCUUCCAGCGCAAAUUUACCGAGGAUCGACGUACUAAUGCUAGGAGAGUUUCUGCGAUCAAACAAUGACUUUUGUUCAGCAGAAUUUAGAAAUGUUAAGGCUUCCCAGUCUGCCAGGGCGUCUUAUGGUGAUGAUGCUGUAUCCUAUGUCCAACUCAAACGUGAAGGAAACGUAUGCACAAUAAAAGCAAAAAUCUGCCCAAAACAUAAAGUACAUGGAACGUUGUAUGGAGUGUCUUUGGUAGUCGACAAGCAGGAAGAAACAGUGAAGUCAGUAGAGUGUCAUGACUGUGUGGCUUCUCAAGGAGGUUGCAAACAUGCCAUGGCAUUCUUAAUGUGGCUUCAUCGCAGGAGUGAGGAACCAUCUUGUACAUCCAUAGCAUGCUACUGGAAAAAAUCCAAGCUUUCCCGGGUUUGGAGUAACCUUAAAUACAUAACUGCUAAGUAGUUGUCUAAGGGCAGCCCUAGCUUACCGUUAAAUACUGAAGUAUUUGAAAAAUUUUUAGUGGGAAGAAGGCUUAACAAGUGUGAACUUAUGAAAUACCAAAACGAUUAUGUUUUGGACAGACUAUAAAAUCUUUCAAUGGACAACUUUGUGCUAAAAUAUAAUGAAAAAUCUUGUGAUACAUUUUUAGGAAAAGUGAUAUUGUCUGAUGAUGACAUCAACAAUGUCGAACAAGAAACAAGGGAGCAACAUAAAAGCAGGAUUUGGUACGAAUUAAGGUAUGGUAGAGUGACCACUUCAAGAGCUUAUGAGUUCAGUAGAUGUAAAACCAGUGAUGGCACUCUGAUGGCAGUAAUAAUGGGUGGAUAAAUUCUCGACACGCCAGCCAUGAAACGUGGUAGAAUAUUGGAGGAUGAUCUAAUCCAAUAAAACUAUCCUAUGUUAGCGGGCUCACCUGAUGGGAUAUGUGAAGAUAGUAUUAUUGAAAUUAAGUGUCCUAUGAGUGAGAAAACAGUGAAAAAUUAUGUAUAUAAUGGAAAACCAACCGAGAAGUUUUAUGUGCAAAUGCAACUUCAAAUGUUACUGACAGGUCUUAAAAAAGGCUACUUCUGUGUAGCUGAUUGCAACUAUAGUGUUAAUAAGAAAGUAGAUCUAAUGAACAUUAUGUAUGAUGAAAAAUAUGUAUCAGAUUUUCUUAAGGUUAUAGUUCCUUUGUGGAAAGGUGUCAUCUGGUCAACUGAAUUAACUAUUGUUUGAACAGCUUCACUUCUAAAUUUAUUUGUUAUGUACACUUGAAUGGCUUUAUCUGUCGUCUUAGGUGCAUCUUGAGUAAUAUUUUCCUGCAUGGAUGAUGUUCCAGGUAAAGAGUGUGUAUAAGUUCUGACUGUUCUGUAGCAAUAUGGUUGUAUUGUUAGAUAUUUGUAAUUCCUGCUCAAAUUUUCCAAUUAGUUCUUUUCUUUGUUUUUUCACAAAGUAUUCUCUAUCCAUAGAAUCAGAAGCUCGUUUUCUCCUAUCGGGUUGACAAUAAAAUUUUAAUGGAA